Messenger RNA from Alternaria conjuncta, 804 nucleotides. RefSeq lists its product as uncharacterized. The transcript has 2 exons. NCBI's taxonomy places the organism in Eukaryota, Fungi, Ascomycota, Dothideomycetes, Pleosporales, Pleosporaceae. Bases 1 to 804 code for a protein of 267 amino acids. The record is from RefSeq and is a predicted model, not a curated record.
AUGAAGACGUCCAAGUACGCACCAAAGACGCCUGCCGAAAGUCUAGCCCAAUCGAAAGCCGAGAAGCUCAAACAGGACAAAGAUCGCGUUACGCGUUUGCUAGGACGCGUCCGUUGGAAAGCCGAGAUGCUCAUGGUGUCCUACUUCCGCACCAUGGAGAUUGUACAAGCAGCUGCCCAGGAGAAUGAAUACCACCAGUCCCAACACGCAAUGGGAAGCGGCGCAUCGAGUAAACAAGCCGAAUCCAUGUUCAAAGUCGACUUCUUCGAAUUCUACACGCUGCUCGAGCGCUACAUCACAGACUGCCUCGCCAUCUUCGGUGUCUCCGUCUCUGCCUCUGCGCCGCGCACGAACUUCAACGCCCUACGUUACGAGACCAAUCCCGAUCUUCACCGAACGCGACCGAUGGCUUCGCAUGCCUUCCACGCGAACCUGCUAGAAGCUUUAGACGAUGAGAAGAGCCCAUUGGCAGGGUCUUUGGGCCUACAGGACGUUCGUGUACAACUGGGCAUUGCGAAGGAAUACCGUAACGCGUGGAAAGAUGCUGAUAGCAAGGCAAACAUAGCCAGCGGCGACGCCCGCGCGAACCUCUCGCUUCAUGACCUGCAACUCGAGCAUAUGUUGCGCAAUAUCAUUGGUGGAUGUGACCUUGCUCACGAAGCAGUGCAGCAGCAUUCCGACGGUACUGCGAACGGUACUUUGACCAGUCGAGACUUCGAGCCCAAGACGUCGUAUGGAUACACGAGCAUGGAGAUUGAAGAUACGCCUUUUGAAUACAUGGACGACGCUAUGGAUCUGGAUUGA